Malassezia pachydermatis is the source of this 2391-nucleotide messenger RNA. RefSeq names its product cysteinyl-trna synthetase. Gene Ontology annotation, cellular component: cytoplasm. NCBI's taxonomy places the organism in Eukaryota, Fungi, Basidiomycota, Malasseziomycetes, Malasseziales, Malasseziaceae. The coding region runs from base 1 to 2391 and encodes 796 amino acids. The record is from RefSeq and is a predicted model, not a curated record. The transcript has a single exon. Gene Ontology annotation, molecular function: ATP binding; cysteine-tRNA ligase activity. Gene Ontology annotation, biological process: cysteinyl-tRNA aminoacylation.
AUGUCAUCAGGCAGUACUUCAAAUGUAUGGAAGACGCCAGAGCCGCGUGAGCCUGCGCCUGAACUGCGUGUAUACAACAGCUUCACACGAAACAAGGAACUGUUUGUGCCGCAGCGUGGUCGUCUAGUGACGUGGUACAACUGUGGUCCGACUGUGUACGAUGCAAGUCAUAUGGGUCAUGCGCGUAACUAUGUGACACAGGAUAUCAUCCGUCGUAUUAUGCGCGACUACCUUGGCUACGAUAUUCAGUUUGUCAUGAAUGUGACCGACAUUGAUGACAAGAUCAUUAUGCGUGCCCGUCAGCAGUACCUUGUUGAACAGUAUCGUGCUCAGCACCCGCAUUUGACCAAGGCACUCCUGGAUGAUGUACAGUCUGCCUGGGCCAACUUCUUCCGCGAUACUCUACUUCCACUAGCACCGCCGGCCCCGCCUUUGGAAGCAGCUAAGAACCCGGAGCUUGCCGAGAGGGAAAGAGCUGGCGAGGGUGGUUGGGAGCAAGUGUCACGCAUGGCGCAGGAUGAAACGUGGCGUGCAGAUGUCUCGCAGCGUGUGCCCAAGUUUAGUAUGUGGUUCAAAACACUGCAAACCUCGCGCGAUGCUCAGAUUGCUGCCGCCAUGGCCCUUGGCACGGGCGAUACCUCUAGCGAGCAGGCACAAUCCUUGAUUGAUGCGUCUGUGGACAUUCUUAGUGCCCACCUCGAUGCCACGCUGGCACACACGGUCAGCGAUCCAGCCAUCUUCCGCAAGCUCGCUGCGUAUUGGGAGGCUUCGUUCUUUGAGGAUAUGCGCCGCUUGCAUGUCGAGCCGCCAUCAAUGCUGACGCGCGUCAGUGAAUAUGUUCCUGAGAUUGUCGCUUUCAUCCAGCGUAUUAUCGAUAAUGGAUUUGCAUACGUCGACGAUGCUUCGAACGAAAGCAAGAACGUAUGGUUUGCCACAUCGACCUUUGACGGUGGCGUGUGCGAAGCUGGCACACAUUCGUAUGCGAAACUCGCGCCGUGGAGCAAGGGCAACCGAGAACUACUUGAGGAAGGCGAAGGUGCGCUGGCCGCCAAGGGCAAACGGAGCGCAGCUGAUUUUGCGCUGUGGAAGCGAGCUAAGCCCGGUGAGCCGUCAUGGCCUUCGCCAUGGGGUCCUGGCCGUCCCGGCUGGCACAUUGAGUGCAGUGUCAUGGCGUCGGAGGUGCUAGGAUCGCAAAUUGAUAUCCAUUCAGGUGGUAUUGACUUGACAUUCCCUCAUCAUGACAAUGAAUUGGCGCAAAGUGAAGCUUAUCAUGGAUGCACACAGUGGAUCAAUUACUUUUUGCAUACAGGUCAUCUGCAUAUUGAAGGUCUAAAGAUGAGUAAGAGUUUGAAGAAUUUCAUCAGCAUUGAUGAGGCGCUUUCGCGGUACUCGGCUCGCCAGCUGCGUAUGGCGUUCCUCAUGCAUCCGUGGCACGUGAAGUUGGAUUUCCGUGAGUCGAGUAUGGCUGAAGUGCGUGCAGCGGAAUCUACACUGAACAAAUUCUUUGCCGCUGUAGUAGCGGUGGAGCGUGAGUUCCGUGCUAAGGGCCCUGCCUUUAGCGAUGGUCAGCACCACUUUGGCACACAGGAGAAAGAGCUUAUGGCUGCGCUGCAUGACACCCAGUACGCGUUCCGUGCUGCAAUGUGUGACAACUUUGAUACACCGAAAGGCAUGGAUCUCCUUCUACAACUCGUUUCGCGUGCGAAUGUCUACGAGCGUGGCACCUCACGCGAAUCGAUUAAUGUGAGCGUGCUGGUGGAUGUUGCGCAGUAUGUCGCGUCGAUGUUGCGUAUGCUGGGUUUGGGCGAAGGUCCUUCGAAUGACGGUGACCUGACAUGGGGUACAGCGUCUUCGUCGGGCAUGGAUACCAUGAGCCGCGAUGAAAUUGCUGCGCCAUUUGUGCGUGUCCUCUCGUCGUUCCGCGAUCGCGUGCGUCAACUGGCUCGCUCGCAGGCUUCCGCUGGAGAUUUGCUCAAGCUAGCUGAUGCGAUUCGUGAUGUGGAAUUGGUCGAUUUGGGUGUAGCGCUGGAGGACCAGGAAGAUGGUCAGGCCCUGUUCAAGUUCGUUCCGGCAGAGCAGCUACAAGCGCAGCGUGCGGAAAAGGAACGCAUGGCAGCCGAGAAGGCGGAACGCAAGGCUGCUGCUGCUGCUGCGGCCAAGGCCAAACGACGUGAGCAGCUAGAGCGAGGCCGCAUCCCGCCUAGUGAAUUGUUCCGUGCGCCACACACAUCCGAAUACAGUCAAUGGGACGAGCAGGGUUUGCCGACGCACGACAAGGACGGCGAAGCGCUCGGAAAGAAGCGACGAAAGAACAUUGAAAAGGAAUAUGAGCGUCAAGGAAAGUUGCAUGCAGACUACUUGGCCGCUCAGGCAGCGGGUGAAAUAGACUAA